AUGUACGCUACCACCUUGUUAUACCUACUUCCGUUACUUUCCUUACCACUUGCAACGGCGUCGGCAAGUAAAGAGACCAGAGAACUGUAUCAAGCAGCAGCUAAAAGGGCUGCGUCUCCCGAAACGGAUAGUCACGGUCAUGGGAAAUACAACGCUUUGUUGAACACUCACGGACAUGGACAUGUUGGACGUAGAUCACCUAGUAACCAUCAAGGUGGAAUAAAUCAAAAAUUAGUCAGAAGAAAAGUGUCAAAAUCAAAAAAGAGAGGUACAACUUGUCGUGUGACUUCAACCGAUUCGGCAACGGCAGACUCCGCGUCCACUUCUACAGCAACUAUACCAGCAGUUGCCAAUAACGCAAAACCAACUUCUUCUUCGUCUUCUUCACCGUCCUCUGAUUCAGAAGACAGCGAGACCGCCUACUCUACCAUGUCAUCUUCUACCUCAGCCAACGAUUGGGAAAGCUCAUCAGUCACUCCUGCAGCAUCAUCGACGACAUCUGCACAGGUCGAGUCUACUUCUGCUGCUUCAGGAUCAGGAUCAGGUUCUUCUGGUAGUAGCUUGUUCCCUUGGGGUCAAGGUAGUGCGAGUUGGACAACAUCCGAAGGUGGAUUGUCAUUCACCGGAGCAUUGAAACCGUUAACAGCAGGAAAAUUACCUUCUUCAGGUUCCGCACCCGAUGGGACAAACGCUUUAGUAGCUUCUUAUCCAGCGGGUACAGUUGGAUUGACUUCAGCUGGAUUUUCAUUUUAUACAGAAGGAGCACAUAAUGGUGUUCAAGUUGACAAUGCCAAAGAAGUUUCAUUCUCUUAUUCAGUUUAUAUGAAGGACGGAUUCGAAUUUGUCAAAGGAGGUAAAAUGCCUGGUUUAUACGGUGGUACUUCUUUAUCUCAAGCGAAAUCUUGUUCAGGUGGAAGACAAGAUGGUAGAGAUUCUUGUUUCUCCGCUAGAUUGAUGUGGAGAACAGAUGGUGCUGGUGAAAUUUACGAUUAUCUUCCUGUACCCUAUACCACCACAGAUACUGGUUAUGGUGAAUCAAUCCAAAGAGGAGCAUACACUUGGUCAACAGGAAAGUGGACAACAGUGGCGAUGCGAGUCAAACUCAAUGAUGUUGGAUCAGCCAAUGGUGAACAAGAAUUAUUCGUCGAUGGUCAAAGUGUCAUUUCACUUAAAGACGUCACUUUCGCUACUAGUCAAGGAACCAAGAUCUACGGUAUAAUGGCUCAGACAUUCUUUGGAGGUCAUGAGGCCGAUUGGGCAUCACCUGUGGACCAAAAUAUCUGGUUCAAGGAUUGGUCUCUUGCCGUUCUUGCUUAG
Molecule: messenger RNA, 1317 nt
Organism: Kwoniella shivajii
Lineage: Eukaryota; Fungi; Basidiomycota; Tremellomycetes; Tremellales; Cryptococcaceae
Exons: 4
Coding region: 1-1317 (438 amino acids)
Source: RefSeq, a predicted model, not a curated record